Messenger RNA from Octodon degus (degu), 3315 nucleotides. RefSeq names its product adhesion molecule with Ig like domain 3 (gene Amigo3). The record is from RefSeq and is a predicted model, not a curated record. Lineage: Eukaryota; Metazoa; Chordata; Mammalia; Rodentia; Octodontidae. The coding region runs from base 680 to 2212 and encodes 510 amino acids. Gene Ontology annotation, biological process: brain development. The transcript has a single exon. Gene Ontology annotation, molecular function: protein binding.
CUCUGUCCUAGGUAGGGAAGGUGUAAGAGUGCUGAGAAGGUCUGGGACUGUUGGAAAGUCAUCUAUGAACACAUUGUGUGACAAUCCACACCUUACAUUAUUGCCUCUUCAUCCUUCUCUGCUGUUUGCCACCUUUUAAAUCCUGGAUCCCACUGAGGUCCUACAUAACCAAGUUACCUGUCUAAAGGGCGGAUGGUGCAAUCAUAAAAUAGCAGAAUUCACAUCAAAUAAAAGAAUUUGAACAGCCACACAACAGCAUCUCCAGAUUUCCCCUUUUACCUCUGUGGGAGACAGCUAGAGCCGCCAAGGAUGCUAGGGUGGGACUCGCGCCCCCAGGUGGCCGUGUUGGGUUCAGCCUCUGGGAACGCAGCCGCCCCGCCCACUGCAGCGGGAGCCAAUGACAGCCCGGGGCCCCGCCGCCUCACGCGGUCACUUCCCAGCGAGUAUUUAGAAGCGGGCCAGGACCGCGCGCAAGGAGAAAGCUAAGGAAGUGAAGGGUAUGCUGAGCUGCGGGCAGUCCCACCUCAUUCUGCAAAGCAGAGGACAGCAGCUGUCGGCCUUGUGAGUUGGGCGCAAUACAGUACCUCCUGCACUGUGGCCUUCCAGGUACCAGUAUGUUGAGCCCGAGUGGAAGGGGGUGAAUCCUAGAGCUACCUUACCCCAUCCCUCGAUUGCUGCCAUGGCCUGGCUGGUGCUGCCGGGUACACUGGUGUGCAUGCUGCGCUUCGGGUUAGGCAUCCCAGACUCUGAGGCCUUCCCGCCUCCUGCCCUCCACAACUGCCCUUACAAAUGCAUCUGCGCUGCCGAUCUGCUAAGCUGCGCGGGCCUCGGGCUGCAGGAUGUGCCAGCCACGUUACCUCCGGCUGCUGAAGACCUGGAUCUGAGCCACAACGCGCUCCGGCGCCUGAGCCCCGGCUGGCUAGCGCCCCUCUCCCGGCUGCGCGCCUUGCACCUCAGCCACAAUGAGCUGGAUGCGCUGGGUCGCGGCAUCUUUAGCAACGCCAGCCGCCUGAGGCUGCUCGACCUGUCAGCUAAUGCCUUGCAGGCACUUGGCCGUCACGAUCUCGAUGGGCUGGAAGCACUGGAGAAGCUGUUUCUAUUUAAUAACCGUCUGGCACACUUAGACGAGCACGCGUUCCACAGCCUAAGAGCGCUUAGCCGCCUCUACCUGGGCUACAACGAAAUUUCCUCCUUCUCUUUCAACCAUCUGCACGGCCUGCGCACAACCCACCUGCGCACUCUGGAUCUCUCUUCCAACCAGCUGGGACUCCUCUCCAUCCCGGAGCUGGCCGCACUGCCGGCCUUCCUCAAGAACGGGCUCUACUUGCACAACAACCCACUGCCCUGUGACUGCCGCCUCUACCACCUGCUGCAGCGAUGGCACCAGAGGGGCCUAAGGGCCGUGCGUGAUUUUGCCCGUGAGUACACAUGCCUGGCCUUCAAGGUGCCUGCCUCUGGCGUGCGCUUCUUUGAGCACAGCCGCAUCUUCGAGAACUGCUCAGCAGUCCCACCUCUGAUCCUAGAGCGACCCGAGGAGCAGCUACACGCACAGGUGGGUGGGUCCCUGAGGCUCUACUGCAACACCAGUGCCCCGGCCAUGAGCAUCACAUGGGUCUCACCGCAGCACGAGCUGCUCCUGGCACCAGGAUCCCGUGAUGGCAGCAUCACAGUGCUGGGUGACGGCAGCUUGGCCAUCAGUGCUGUGCAGCAGCAGCACGCAGGCAUCUUUGUGUGUAUGGCCACGGGGCCCCACCUGUACCACAACCAAACACUUGAAUACAAUGUCAGCGUGUACUUUCCACAUCCGGAGCCUGAGGCUUUCAACACGGGCUUCACCACGCUGCUGGGCUGUGCUGUGGGCUUGGUACUUGUACUGCUCUACCUGUUUGCACCACCCUGCCAUGGCUGCUGCCAUUGCUGCUGCCGCCGCCAGCUCUGCCGUGAGCGCCGCUGGCCCCGGGAACCUAGCCCACUCCAGGAGUUGAGUGCACAGUCUUCUAUGCUCAGCACCACACCCCCAGAUGCACCCAGCCGGAAGGCCAGUGUCCACAAGCACGUGGUCUUCCUAGAGCCCAGCAGGAGAGGCCUCAAUGGACGCGUGCAGUUGGCAGUCGCUGAAGACUUUGAUCUCUGCAACCUCUCGGCCCUGCCACUAAAGGCUGGCUCUGAGUCUGCCAGCUCCACAGGCUCAGAGGGACCCAUGAUGACCUAGGCUACCCAGGGCCCACCCAGGCCAUGGCCCUCUUCCUGCUUGUUGUGCUCCCUCCUACCAUCCAGAGGACUGUCUGGUGCUGGUGGGAGGCCUUGAACCUGGGCCCACUGCUCCUGUGUGAGCCUUCACCUGAACCCAAGGGCCCUAAGCACUAGGAGAGGAGUUGGGUCCCUAACUUGCCUCUGCGCUGCCUAGCACAGGACCUCAAGGCUCUAGAUAGUGCCUGUUUUCCCCGGAACCUCCUAAGCCCAAAUGUCCCAUAAGGACUGGGGAGCAAGCCCACCUGGGAAACCGCUUGCAUUUCAAGCAUAUUCAGAAAAUUUGAUAGAGUGAGCCUAUGGGGGAAAGGAAGAAGGGCUCAGAUCUGGCCCCCCACCCCAGGGCAGGAGGCAGCACAGAAAUUAAGCCCAUCUUCCUUCCCUUGGGUAAAACAGAAUGCCUUCUGUCCACCAGCAUCCAACUCAUUAAAAGCUUCAGCCAUCAGUCUCGAGAGACUCCGGGGGACACUGAGUCCCAGUCAGAAUGGCCCUGCUCUCUCCAGUCAGGAGCAUCCAGCAUUCACUCUGAAGGCAGAGCCCAUCCCAAGGGCUCAACAGCAGUAAAGAGCCUGGUGAGCAAGCCAAGCUGGGAGGGCCCAGCCAGAACUUUGUGUCUCUUGAGGCAGAUGCCUCUUAAAGGCUGGCACUGGUCUCAGCAUGACUGAAGUAGUGCCCUGGCUUUGCAUGUAUCUCUCCACUCCCACUGCAGUGGGAAGGGAAGGGGGCCUGGGAUCUCCUCAGGUGUGGGGGCUGAGCUGGGGGUUACCAUGGCUGUCCCAGCCCUGCUGUUACAGACUUCCUUAAUAAAGGCAGUACGUGCUCAUUGCUGGAGCCUUGCAGAUGCAGAAGCAUCAUGUGCUCACCUCUUGAUUCAGCAGUGUUGCCCUGGCCACUGUAGGAUGGCACUGCCCCCAACUCCCACCCAGGGGCACAACUGUAAGCCAAGGAACCCAACAUUGUUGGCUCUGAGUCUUCUACCCAGAACAGCUGCCACUGCCACCUGUUCAGGCAGUCCAUGUCCCUCCAUUUGCCUUCUACCUACUGAGGUCAUUUUCAAGAUGAGGC